CCCGCGGCCGCAGGCACUGACGUGGCUGCCGUCAGAGCCGCCAUCUUGUGGGAGCGAAACCAACGCCUGGCUCGGAGCAGGAGCAUCGCGGCGGACGCCGAGGGUUUCUCUGGCCAGUGUCUCUCCCUCUGGUCUGCAGCAUGGGGAAUAUCUUUGCAAACCUCUUUAAGGGCCUUUUUGGCAAAAAAGAAAUGCGCAUUCUCAUGGUGGGCCUGGACGCUGCGGGGAAGACCACCAUCCUGUACAAACUGAAGCUGGGCGAGAUCGUGACCACCAUCCCCACCAUAGGUUUCAACGUGGAGACUGUGGAGUACAAGAACAUCAGCUUCACCGUGUGGGACGUGGGCGGUCAGGACAAGAUCCGGCCUCUGUGGCGCCACUACUUCCAGAACACGCAAGGUCUCAUCUUUGUGGUCGACAGCAAUGACCGAGAGCGUGUGAACGAGGCCCGAGAGGAGCUCAUGCGGAUGCUGGCAGAGGACGAGCUCAGGGAUGCUGUCCUGCUCGUGUUCGCAAACAAGCAGGACCUUCCCAAUGCCAUGAACGCGGCCGAGAUCACGGACAAGCUGGGCCUGCACUCACUGCGCCACAGGAACUGGUACAUUCAGGCCACCUGUGCCACCAGUGGGGACGGGCUCUAUGAGGGACUGGACUGGCUGUCCAAUCAGCUCCGGAACCAGAAGUGAGCCGCACUCUUCUCUCCCCCCUCACUCCCUCCUCCACCCUCGCUUUCCUCUCAUGUGGCAGCCGUGCCCCUGUGGUGUGAGUGCCAGAAGCUGUCUCCAUGGUCGGUCCCAGUGUGCUUCACCAUGCUGUACAUGUGCAGACGCAGCCUGCAGCCGGGUUUUUAUUUAAUGUAAAUAGUUCUUGUUUCCAAUGAGGCAGUUUCUGGUACUCCUAUGCAAUAUUACUCAGCUUUUUUUAUUGUAAAAUGAGAAUCAACCCACUAUCUAGUACUGAGAAGGGAUUUUAGGCACCCGGGGGCCUCUAGGAGUCGCUGUCAGAUCAGUCCAGCGCUCCUCCUCUGGGCUUUAGAUCUGUGUUGAGAUCCAUUUUGAUGGUUGGUUUUUAACCCAAACUCAGUGCAUUUUUUAAAAUAGUACAAAUACAAGAUAAAGAGACACUUGAACACAGAAGGGAGAAAUGUGCCUAGUGUAGGUUCUGCAGUAAUGGCUUGAGUCCAGUCUACUCGUGGUCUCUCCCGUCUGGAGCAUGUGGUGGGCAGAACCAGCCACAAAACAUUCUGCAUGGUCACUUACGGUCCCUGAAUGGCUGUCUCACUGGGUCUUCCGCAUCCCAUAGCGUUUGCUUGUACCUGUGCUUACACCACUGCCCUGGGGAAGGGCAGGGGCCUGUGGCCACCACUCACGGAUCCCUUGGAGGGACCCCGGCCUUCCCUUGGGUUGGUGUAGGUGCUUUGGUGGGAUCACUCUGGCCAGAGCAGGAGCCCUCCCAUGUUCCCAUGCACGCUCAGUCGCUCCAGGUUGUCUGGGUCUUACCGUAGGAGCGCGGACAGGUGACCGGUCAUCUUAGAGCCUAGCUCCUCAGAGCCCCCGUCCACAUGUGCUUUCACUCCCUCAGCCUGCAAGGGUCAGAUUUGACAUCAAAAUCAACAACCUCUACUUUUUUCUUUUGUAUUUUGAUAAACACUGAAGAAGCUGGAGCUGUUAAACUUUAUCUUGGGGGAAACCUCAGAACUGGUUUAUCUGGUGUCGUGGAACCUCUUACUGCUUUCAAUACACAAUUAGUAAUCAACUGUUUUUGUAUACUUGUUUUCAGUUUUCAUUUCGACAAACAAGCACUGUAAUUAUAGCUAUUAGAAUAAAAUCUCUUAACUAUU
Messenger RNA from Pteronotus mesoamericanus, 1840 nucleotides. It is a transcript of the gene ARF1, whose product is annotated as ADP ribosylation factor 1. Gene Ontology annotation, biological process: vesicle-mediated transport; intracellular protein transport. The record is from RefSeq and is a predicted model, not a curated record. The transcript is spliced from 5 exons. Gene Ontology annotation, cellular component: cytoplasm; plasma membrane. Lineage: Eukaryota; Metazoa; Chordata; Mammalia; Chiroptera; Mormoopidae. The coding region runs from base 141 to 686 and encodes 181 amino acids. Gene Ontology annotation, molecular function: GTPase activity; GTP binding.